Molecule: messenger RNA, 946 nt
Organism: Schistocerca gregaria
Lineage: Eukaryota; Metazoa; Arthropoda; Insecta; Orthoptera; Acrididae
Exons: 3
Coding region: 34-402 (122 amino acids)
Source: RefSeq, a predicted model, not a curated record
GGCGUCUGUUGUGUCGGAGCUGACGGCUGCGCCAUGAGCUGGGCGGCCGCCUUUCUGCUUUGCCUCGUCACUGGCCAGGCGCUGUCGGCGCCGGCGGGUCCGCUGUACGGCCUGAUACAGCGGCUGGUCCGCAACAACCUGGCAGGGGCGCCCGAGAACUUCCGCACGCAGCAGUGGGACUUCGACCCCGAGGUCUCCGACCGACGCAGGACGGAGUUCGAGGCCCGCCACGGCAGGAUGGGCGAGCGGCUCGUGCAGCGGUUUGGCCUCGGCGAAGACGGCUUUCCAGAGCUCCGCCUGCAGCAGCAGCUGGCGAGGGACGCAGCGCUGGUCGCCCCCUCCACCCCCGCCGCCUCCGCCGCCCACGCGGCACCACUUCAUGACAACUCGGUGUACGGCUGACGUCAGAGGGCCGUGCAGCAGCCAUCCCCGGUGCCACUGCCUCGAUAUACUCCAUUGUCAGCAGCUUCCACCUCUCCAGGCGGUCGUGGCGCUGUGUAAAGCAGUGGUGCAAGUGAAACUAUGACGUUCCGUAACUCCUCAUCUUCUGCACGGGCUAAUUUUACAAAGGAAACCAGAUUUCCAGCCAUAUGGCCAUGACGUGCAUUCCGCUAUUAAAAAAGUGUUAUAAAAUUCCACAUUUCCCGCUUCAUGCCACAGCAUCGAUCCUCGCCGUCGCAUUGUCUUACAACAUUUUAUAUCCUAGAACCUCGACCACACAGUCCGCUGUCCCACCUCUUAAACACGAACAUUGCAUCCAUACCUUAAAAUCUUAACACUCUCAUUCCUUGCACAUCCUUUUCUAUAGCAUCUUCACCGCCCUCCCACCUACCAACAGUAUCACCAGCCGAAAAUGAAUCUUUCAUAAAAUUUCUCCCACUCCAUUACGCCGUCUGGUACAGCAGCCGUUUGUAGAAUAUUUGAAUAAAAUCAGUGCCGCAUGCAA